AUGGCCGAGCCUAGAAAACCUUUUGCUUCCAAGGCCAGGCAGUUGGGGUUUCGCAAAUUUCCUACCAUACGGUACAUCGACAAGCCGACUAUUGACUGGGCGCUUCGUGCCACAACGUUCAUUCUUCGCCACGACCUUGAUGCCUCUGCAAGAGAGUUCAUAGAUCUGGGCAUUGAUGUUUGUCACGCGUGGAUGAAUAUGGGCGGGGAGCUCAACCUAUUUUUCGGAGAAUUCCUGUAUAUCUUUGUUGGCGAGGCUAUCGAUAACUAUUUCGGUAUCUGUCAUCCUCAAAUACACCAAAUUGAGAAGAUCAUCAAUACAGCCCGGAAUGCGGCAAAUCUCAUGGAACAGGAAAAGGGAGAAUGUUUCGGCCUCUAUUCCAUGUUAUACGAAUAUAUGGAUGUCUUCGAGCCGUUAUCCAGUAUCAUCGAAUGUGGGAUAUGCUUCUCCAAGAGCGCAUAUAAUAUCAAACAACCGAUGAACCCGUUAUCAUGGAGAGGGGUCGCUAAUGCGAUCAUAUCCCAUAACAACGAUGAGAAACGUUUACCUUCACACCAUAUUCUCCACGGCUACGAUCAAGGACGGGAUGCCAUGGACCCGAAAAUGGUUCAGAAAAUCAUGGACUGGCUAGAGCAAGUAUGCAGAGUAGCGGGCUGGAGGGUUGGCGAUGUAUCGUGGCAGAUUCUCAACUAUUACACCUACCACGAAACUCUUUGUGGUCCCAGAAUGUUCCUUCGCACUGGGCAGUGGCAGCAGCUCGCAGCGCAUAUCGAAGACACUCGCAUGCGUAUGUUCUGGAUGUGGCAUGAAAAUGAGCAUACGCAUCUAAAUGUUAAUCUCGUAUCCACAUACGUGAAUAACAUUCUUGAGCUUGUAAAAAACAAGUGGUUUAUUUAUGUAAAGCCCGACGGCGAGUUCAGACUAAACAGCACGGCAAUCAACCUGGUUCAUGACAUAGCUGGACUGGGCCACCAUACCCAGCAAGUCUGGGAUAUCUGUCGAAAGGUGUCAUUGUUUGAUUUUUCGCUAUUACACAUUAACGGGCCAUUGUUGCCCCCUCAGCCGUUCGGUUGUGUUUAUUAUGACUUUGAGAUACUAUCAAUAGCAUCAGAAUAA
Molecule: messenger RNA, 1116 nt
Organism: Arthroderma uncinatum
Lineage: Eukaryota; Fungi; Ascomycota; Eurotiomycetes; Onygenales; Arthrodermataceae
Exons: 1
Coding region: 1-1116 (371 amino acids)
Source: RefSeq, a predicted model, not a curated record